CGCCGUGACGUCAGCGCGCUAGCUUUCACCAGACAGGGGGAAGUUCGCGGACGGCUGCCGCCAUUUUGUAGCGCGUGUGAUUGAGUGUCGGGGCUGCUGCGCUCGUCUGUGUCCGGUCCUGGGAGCGUGAGAUUCGUUAAAAUCCAAUAGAGCUCCUGGAUCAUAACAGGUGACAUUCUUUCAGACCCUAGAAAUGGCUGUAGUGAUCCGCUUACAGGGUCUUCCUGUUGUUGCUGGUUCGGCUGAUAUUCGCCGUUUCUUUUCUGGGUUGCAAAUUCCUGAUGGAGGAGUGCAUAUUAUAGGUGGAAAUCUUGGCGAAGCAUUCAUCAUAUUCUCAACGGAUGAAGAUGCCAGGCGAGCUAUGAGUCGGACCGGAGGUGUCAUUAAGGCCUCAAAUAUUCAGCUUUUCCUUAGUAGCAAAGCAGAAAUGCAGAAUACUCUAGAAAUGAGCCGUAAAACGAACAAGAAUCCAAAGCACCCAGCUGUACCACCUUCUGGUGAUAAAAAUAGAUCAGCAAUGAUGAAGAGAGGAGCAACUCAAAAUAAAAGCGAAAAGAAUUAUGAUUUUGAUAUGAAAAGCAUUGGGUCUAAACAUAGUGACACACAUUCACAAAAGUAUGACAAAAAGGAGGUAAACGGCUCCGAUGAUGACUUCUACCGAUAUCUGUUUGGGCUACCGUAUGGUGCAAAUGAAGAUGAUGUCAGGAAUUUUUUUAAAGGCCUAAAUGUAGUUGAUAUGAUUUUUCUGUUGCGAACAAAUGGUCAAAAGAAUGGGAAUUGCUUUGUGAAAUUUGGAAGCAUUAAGGAUGCUGAAGAAGCUAUGAAAUUCAACAACGAAUAUAUCGGUCAUAGGUUUAUAUCUAUAUCGAAAACAACUGAAGAGAAGUGGGUGAAGGCUGGAGGCACAGUUGGCGAAGUUCAUGUUAAACAGGCCAAGAGAAGAGAGCGGUCUAGAUCGCCGCUAAACCAACAGCUUUAUGUGCAUCUGAAAAACCUAUCAUUUGGAGUGGAGAAAGGAGAUUUAAGGCUUUUUUUUGGAGCACCUGAUAUAGCUGACUCAGAGAUCAAAUUUCUGCUUGACAAGAAUAACCACAGGACAAGGGAAGGCUUCGUCAUGUUAAAAAGUGAGCGUCAAUUUGAGAAAUGUCUUCAUUUACACAAAAGCAUGUUAAAGGGCCGGCCAGUGUUUAUCUCUCCUAUUGCUCGCAAGGCUAUGUUAGAUUUAAUAGAAUCGUAUGAAACACAGAUACAGCCUGAGGGUGCCUAUGAAAAUCCAAGCGAAGAGUCCUCUAAUCUAAAGACAUGUAUAUAUGUAAGGAAUUUUCCCUUUGAUGUGAAUAAAGCUGAAGUUCAGAAGUUCUUCAGUGGAUUUCCCUUGCAUGAAGCGGAUAUAUUCUUGCUUUUUGAUAAUAAAGGAGUUGGAUUGGGAGAAGCUCUAGUAAGGUUUCCAUCUGAAGAAGAAGCUAUUCAUGCUGAAGGCUUGAAUCGUCAACUGUUUUUGGGCACAGAAGUUCUUUUGAGACGUAUUUCUGAUGAACAGAUGAGAGAUUUUGGUGCUUUUGUUGAUACUCCAGGUGAAACACAUGCGGAGUAUCCACCACUGGGCGAUGAUGAAAGAUCUUAUAUGAUGUCUGAAUAUAACCGUAGAGAUUAUAGAGGGUCUCCAGAAAGACUACGUGACUCCUGCUCAAUGGAUUUUGUUGGCAGAGAUGAGUCUUUUGGCAGGCGUGACAUGGAAAGCUCUCAGUUUGACUACAAUCGAUCUUUAUCUCCCCGCCAAAACUUUGAUGGUGGGGCAGCAGGAGCAAUAAUCCGCAUGGUAAACCUACCAUACACCAUAACUGUUGAAGAAAUUCUAGACUUUUUUUAUGGUUAUAACCUCAUUCGUAAUUCUAUAGAUAUAAAAUUUAAUAGGCAAGGUAUGGCCACCGGACAAGCUACGGUCUGCUUUUAUAACUAUGAUGAAGCAGUGGCUGCCUUGAAUGAGCUCAAUGAAAGACCAAUCGGAAAACGUAAAAUCAUCCUGAAUUUGAAUAGGCUCUAAAAUGUCUACAUGGACUUGGUUUUAAGUUCCUUUUUUACCACUAUAUUUGCAUGGUCCUAUGAAGUUUAAGUGGUUGGAAAGUUUUUGUUGUAAAAGUCUGGACUUUUUUGUUUUUCUAAAGUUUCAAACAUCUGAUUAUAAGAAGAUAUACAAAAAGAUUUUUUUGUUUAUAACACAUUCCACAUUUUGUCUUUAGUUGUUUGUUCGUCUCGGAUUAAAAUGUUGACCUGUAACCAACAAGUAUGUCUGAAAAUUUCUUUAGCGAGUAAGUAGUGAAUACACUAUUUUGAUAAGCAGAGGAAACCUUAUUGGUUCAGGAGGCGUCCAUUUAUCUUCAGUCUAGGCACGUUUAUGUUGGACCGGAAAUGUCUUUGUUUUGCAAAGGCUUCAAUAUUUUUCCCAAAAUAAAUUUUGUUGGUUACAUUAUUGUGGUGCAGGAUUAAGGGUACAGUACAUUCAGUGUUGAGGUGUAAAACGGAUGAAACGAUGCACGUUGGGUAGUGUUGGUAGCAGAUCUGUAGUGACGUUGUGCCGCUUAGUAAUGGGUGCCAGUUCCUGGAGGCCUUUUUUCUUUGCUUCUCUCUGUUCUGCAUUCUGGAUUAACUGCUUGCUGUUAAUGCCUUUUUGUGUUGUUUUUUUUCCUGUGUUAAGUUUGUGAUUUUGCAUUUUGAGCAAUCCUCAUUGCCUUUCUUUGAUUCGGUCUGUUCUGUCUUCCACGUUAUUCAGCUGCAGGAUUCGGAAUAUGGGAAUUUUACGUAGUUUAUGAAAUCUAGCAAAAAUGACUGCUGCGUGACUCGUAUUGUCAUAAAAUAUUUUAACUAAAGGCGCCUGUGAAUGAUCCACAGUUAACCAUACAGAAAACAAACUCCUGAUCAGUGUUCCAUGUGUUUUUAUCCAGCUUUUCUAUCGAGUGGAAAGCCUGCACUGGAGAAAACUUUUUAGGUAGCAGGAAAUGUUUUUUGUUUGAGUGGACUCUAUUUUUGUUAGUAUGGUAUAUUUUGAAUAUGAAGCAGGAAUUUACUGGGUGUUAUAAAGACUGCAUUGCUACUUUACCAAAGCUGUCAUGGGUUUGUUGUUGACAUGGCUAGAAUUGUCAUUUGUGCAGCAGGUGCUGUCAGCUUUGUAGUGUUUGUGAGCCAAGAUAUUGAACCUGUCUUCCAAAAAAGGCAUUUUGGAAUAUUUGUCCAAUCCUAUUCAGAUGUUAAGUUGCAUCGGAUAAGGAUGCUGCAAGGCCUGCAAUGGUGCAUUUGUCCUAAUUUACAUGCCUAUUUCUAAGUUUUGUUAGCUACAUCUUUCUAAAGUUGACAAGUUGGGUCAAUGAUUUGGUAUUAAUACAGGUAAAUAGAAUUUGCUCCAAUCGAACAUGGUAACUUCAGUGGUGACAUGGUCCUUUUAGUGAAAGAUGAUCCGCAAGUGUGGUGAUUUUUUUUUUUUUUUUUUU
This is a messenger RNA of Hyla sarda, 3485 nucleotides long. RefSeq names its product RNA binding motif protein 12B (gene RBM12B). Gene Ontology annotation, cellular component: nucleoplasm; ribonucleoprotein complex. Lineage: Eukaryota; Metazoa; Chordata; Amphibia; Anura; Hylidae. The transcript is spliced from 3 exons. The record is from RefSeq and is a predicted model, not a curated record. Gene Ontology annotation, biological process: regulation of RNA splicing. Bases 194 to 2044 code for a protein of 616 amino acids. Gene Ontology annotation, molecular function: RNA binding.